Molecule: messenger RNA, 1843 nt
Organism: Suillus plorans
Lineage: Eukaryota; Fungi; Basidiomycota; Agaricomycetes; Boletales; Suillaceae
Exons: 5
Coding region: 1-1695 (564 amino acids)
Source: RefSeq, a predicted model, not a curated record
AUGUCUAGUCUUGACUUCUGCUCACCAUUCGCCCAGAGAUCCGAUUGUUACUUUUACUGCUCACGUCUCUCAAAGGGGCGUCCGCGAAAUAAUGCGAACCAUACGCUCAACGCGUUCGGAUUAGUCAAUGCCACUGGUGGAAAUGUAGCAAACUCGUCUUCGGAGAUCUUAACAGCAGUCGGAUUCACCUAUGACGCGUGUCUUUCACAGUGCGGCUCUGGAACACAGAAGCCAAACUGGGCGAACAUUUCGCAGCAGUUCAGUGCCUGGCUGUUACCCUACCUUGCGCUCAUUUCUCACCUGCCUUUCGGUGCAAGACAUAGGGUUGACAACCUCAUGUCUGCCAUCCUCACAAUCGGUUCACCGUUGCUCGCCGGUUACUCGAUGAUUCUCACUAUUCUCAAUGCUCGGUGGAUCAGCCGUCGAUUUGAGAAUGUGUCCUUUCCCAAUGCCAAACACGCCGUCCGCAUCCUCAUAAGCCUUCAGCAAACUCCACUGAAAAUAACAAACGAAGACUCGCUGCUCAGUUCCCUCAUUGUCCUGCCAGAGAAUGAUGACUGGUGGCCGAAAGUUGCCGACUCCCUCGAUUAUACUCUCACCUGGUCCAUCGCAUCUGCAACAUCUAUCGCUUGGGUUACUGUUACAUACCUGUUGGCAUUCAUCGGUUCAAUAUCGGAUAUCAACGGCAAUCUUAACUCUAACGGUCAAGGCGCGGGGUCGAUUUGGUUAUGGCUCAUACCAAUCGUGAUAGGUUGGCUGCAGCUAUCCCCAAAGUGUGACUAUGUGCGCAUUAAACGGGCCAUGGACAAUGCAGAUGCAAUGGCAUUUGUAGCGACCUAUCAUGGAGUUAUAAAGGCAUCAGACCUUUCCGAAAGACGAGCAAUAUCCAUUGAUUCCACUUUAGAACACUCUUCGUCUCCUGACGAAAGCUUAAUUCCACCUAUCUACAACUAUGCCAGGGCCAUCCCAUGGUCCCGGUCGGCGGAGGAUAUCUUCGAUGCUUUUCUAAUGGCCUCCAACAAUUCCAGAAUGCAUAGACCAGUCAAGACGGGUGAUAUAUGGAAGAACGCGGGCGGGAAGAACGUCUGGAAACCCGUCCGAAGUCAAUGCUUACUAUACGGAGUACGGAGCCCCUGGGCGUCAGGGAUAUUCUUCCGCAUGUUCAUGGCGUGGCUCCUGUCCAUGGCUUUGCAAUGGGCAACAACGGGAGCUGCGGUAAUGGUUGUGUAUUUUACUCCGACUAUGGGCCUUGGUUGUAGAUCUCUUGGUUAUAUCCUCUACGGUGCACUGGCUACGAUAGUCUGGGCAAUGCUUGUCACAUCGAGCAUCAUUUCGCAUUACACAUAUUUAUACUCGGCCAGAUCCAGCUGGAGUCCUUUCUUUUCUAUCACAAUGCGUCUCGCAAAGGUCCUAUCAGACCUUUUGAGAUGGAGUGGGAAAUUCUUGGCAACCGUCAACGCAGUCUGGUUAAUCACGGCCAGUAUGCUGCAGUUUGCGGAUGUCUAUGAUAAUUGUUACUGCAACUCGAGCGCGUUGGGGAGAGGGGUCCAGCAUGCAUAUAACAUCGUUAUGACUGACAGUUUAGACUUGGGUUUAACUGAAACUGCUUGGUGGGGCGGGUUGGCUUUGGCUUGCUCUACCUCUGUGGGAUUUGUAUUUUUUAUGAGUUUAUGGAUUGACCUUGUACCUACAUGAUGUCUCUGAAGUUUUAGCAUUUAGCAGCUUGCAGGAACGGUAGACUGGCGGAGGACUUCCUGCGCCAAGGCAUUUACGGGCCUGGAAGUGCGGCAGGGACACAGGUGUCCCUUACAUGGUCCUCUAUAGAGUACUACUCUGCAUACGA